ACGGCAGUCCUUGUGUGGGUGUUUGAGUGCUCAGUGCACUGAACAGCCUUCCAGCUUUCGCUUCUGUGGAGCUGUUUUCAGUUUGUUAAACCAACGUGGAUUGGAAUGCACCGGUUUGUCUGUCUUUUGAGGAAAUACUGAAGAUUACAGUUUAUUUCAAUACUUUUUUUUCGUCUAAAAACUGCUGAGCCUUGCCCUCUGGUCUCUGAGCGUUUGAUGGAGUUCCUGCAGAGGAGUGGUGACUACUGCCACGCUCAGCAUCCCAGUGUCUGAGGAGAUGCCCCGGUCCGCGCCCAGCGCCGACACCUGAGUGCCAGGAGACGUCCCAUUCCGAGGCUGCACCUGCACACUGAUGGGUUAACGGGCAUUGGCGCACGCACAGCAACGGACAGUGUUCCGCCGUAACCCCGCCCCCGCCCCCCGCCACCCUACCCUGGUGCCACUCACAGACGGAAGGGCUUAGCAAGAUUGCCAGAACAGUCUUCCUGACAUUUUUAUUUAUAAAUAUUUUCUCAUGUAAGAUAUAUUCGCAAAAUCUGGAAAGUAGAGGAACUCUGGGGGGGUCUAAGCUGAGCAGUGAGUGGAUGCUGCUUCAUUGGAAGGGGGGGCGCACGGCCAUCUUUGUUUCGGGAGCCCGGCCCAACUUUGCGUGACUUCUGACGACGGACACCAUGGCAAGGAUGAAUCGGCCUGCCCCUGUGGAGGUCUGCUACAAGAACAUGCGCUUCCUCAUCACGCACAACCCCAACAACGCCACCCUGAGCACUUUCAUCGAGGAUCUGAAGAAGUACGGGGUCACCACAGUGGUGAGAGUGUGUGAAGUCACCUACGACAAAGCCCCGCUGGAGAGAGACGGCAUCACUGUCAUGGACUGGCCCUUCGACGACGGCGCUCCGCCCCCAACUAAGAUAGUGGAGGACUGGCUGAGUCUGCUGAAGAGCAAGUUCUGUGAGGACCCAGGCUGCUGUGUGGCUGUGCACUGUGUGGCCGGACUGGGGAGAGCUCCCGUUUUGGUGGCCUUGGCACUGAUCGAGAGCGGAAUGAAAUACGAAGACGCCAUUCAGUUCAUUCGGCAGAAACGCCGGGGGGCAAUCAACAGUAAGCAACUAACAUACCUGGAGAAGUACCGGCCAAAACAGAGACUGCGCUUCAAAGACCCGCACAACCACAAGAACAAGUGCUGCAUCAUGUAACUGAAGCCACCCCCCCCCCCCCCUUACUCUAACGGAUCCCUCGACUGUGACGGACCUGGAGCGAGAUCCGACGCGCUCGGAGUCCCCCCCCCCCCCUCCACCCCCCUACCCAAAAAAGGAAGACCCUCUUGUGUGGGAUUCCUCUCAAGCUCAGGGCGGUCAGAAACAAGCCUCUGAAACGUAGUCUUUGCAGGUUAAUCCCACACACUGGCUAACCGCUUAGCAUACAAAAGUUAUCUAGCACUGCCAGGCAUUGCUCAAGUGCUCUAGACUCUCCUUGGGUUUACAGCCGCACACUGACUCCCUUCUCCCGCCCCUUUUCUGGACUGCCCAAUGGCAUGCUUGCUUCCUGAAAGCCCACCAAUGCCACAAACAGGCUGCCACUUCUUUGCUGGUAUUAGAAAUCCUGUACUUGUGUGGGCAAGAGAUAAAAAUCAUGAAACUUUAAUUACCUUGCCCAUGAGCAUUCUAUAUCAUGCACAUCAUUUGUGUUCUGUUUAACUUGCCAUCGUGACGCUCAUGUUUAUUUUUUCUUCCUAUGCCGUCAUGGCGUAUGUACCACGAGAAUGGGAGGAAGUGGGAGGAGGCUGUUUUCAAAAUAGAAUGUUUUUUUAUUGGUUUUUUUACGCAUUUACUGCUUGUAUUUAUAAACAUCCAGCAUUAGGACACGUCAUCUACAUCUGGGUAUGGGGAGUGUUUGUGUGUGGGAGUGCGUGUAUGUUUGUGAGUGCGCGUGUGUUUGUGAGUGCGUGCGUGUUUGUGAGUGCGUGCGUGUUUGUGAGUGCGUGCGUGUUUGUGAGUGCGUGCGUGUUUGUGAGUGCGUGCGUGUUUGUGAGUGCGUGCGUGUUUGUGAGUGUUUGAGUGCGUGCGUGUUUGUGAGUGCGUGUGUUUGUGAGUGGGUGUGUGUUUGUGUGUGUGUGUGUGUGUGUGUGUGCGCGCGUGUGCAUGUGUGUGUGUGUUGCGCGUGUGCGUGAGAGAGGGAGAGAGAAUUGUGAUGUGACAUACAUUAACCCUUUCUGGGCAGUGCCCCCCCACCCCAGUUGUGAGAUCUUGUGAAAGGUCUGCUUCUCUGUGUCCCUGUGGCCAGGUACUGAAGCAGUGGCUUCUCGGGACACUUCUUCCCUGAAUGUCGCUGACUUCAAAUUCGUUCAUGAAAUCAACUUUAAAAUGUGGACCGUUCCUGCGGGCAUGCGUGUGUGUAUGUGUUGUAUAGCGGUGUGUUUGAAUAAAUAAUACCAGCAAACUGAAA
Molecule: messenger RNA, 2442 nt
Organism: Conger conger (European conger)
Lineage: Eukaryota; Metazoa; Chordata; Actinopteri; Anguilliformes; Congridae
Gene: ptp4a3b
Product: protein tyrosine phosphatase 4A3b
Exons: 6
Coding region: 672-1193 (173 amino acids)
Biological process (GO): protein dephosphorylation
Cellular component (GO): nucleus
Molecular function (GO): protein tyrosine/serine/threonine phosphatase activity
Source: RefSeq, a predicted model, not a curated record